Molecule: messenger RNA, 899 nt
Organism: Capsella rubella
Lineage: Eukaryota; Viridiplantae; Streptophyta; Magnoliopsida; Brassicales; Brassicaceae
Product: nudix hydrolase 21, chloroplastic
Exons: 2
Coding region: 139-738 (199 amino acids)
Cellular component (GO): nucleus; cytoplasm
Molecular function (GO): pyrophosphatase activity
Source: RefSeq, a predicted model, not a curated record
CCUCUUCAUAAACAUCUCUUAUCAUCUUCCUCCUCCUUUUUUAUCCAUACACUCCAAUCAAAUCGAUCUUUGCUUCGAAUCGGAAAAAUUGCGGCGGAGCAAGAAGAAAACAACAUCAUCAACAAAUUUUUUUUAAAAAUGACAGGAUUCUAUGUGUCUUUAUUCAUAUCAAACUUUUCAAACGUUACAUCGCACUUAUCUCCGACGUUUGAUAACAUCCCUUCCAAGAAGAUCGUACCGACACCGAUUGAGAAAGUUGUAUCUCUAGUCUCUCGGACCGGACGAGAUCUGCAACGUUACAAUAGCUCUGGUCAUCGUCAAGUCGUCGGAUGUGUACCUUACAGAUACAAGAAUCAUGGGUGUGGUGGUGGAGAGAUUGAAGUGCUUUUGAUAAGCGCACAGAAGAAAGGGAAAGGGAUGUUAUUACCUAAAGGAGGUUGGGAGGUUGAUGAAUCAAUCGAAGAAGCUGCUUUGAGAGAGACCAUUGAAGAAGCUGGUGUUACGGGUCAGCUUGAAGAAUCACUUGGGAAAUGGCAAUACAAAAGCAAAAGACAUAGCAUGGUUCACGACGGUUACAUGUUCCCACUGCUCGUUAGCCAGCAGUUUGAGCAAUGGCCUGAAGCUGAAAUCAGACAGCGCAGAUGGGUUUCUUUGUCUGAAGCGGUCGAGUUGUGUGAGAACUCGUGGAUGAGGGAAGCUUUGGAAGCAUUCAUUGACCGGAAAUGUCAGACUCACUAAGGAUAAUGUAGAACAAAGAUAAUGUAGAAACAUUCAACUGAUGCAUAUAUAAUUGAAGUAGAGCAAACUCAAGUUUAGUCUUCUGAUUUGAUUCAUUCAUUUGUUGUUGAUAUACAUAUUAGGUAUAGACUAAUUCAAUAAAAUCACUAAUUGUUCGAAUC